AUGUUAAUACUAUGUCUUUAUGACACUGAUAGAUUAACAGAGGACGAUAAUGGUAGACAGUUGUUGAAGGAAUUUUCCCAUCAUCGCCAAAAUGCACCUGUUCAAAGUAAUCAUGAUGAGGCUGAAGGUGAAUUCGAAGAUUCAACUUCAGCCAGAAUUUUGCUCUCUUACUUGAAGAGAGCAGUCAGAGAGGAUGUGUGUAUUCUUCAUUCAAUAAAUAGUCGAGAAUUGGAAGAAAAUUGUGGAACGCUUCAAAUUGCCAAGGAUGAGAUAAACAUAAAUGCCUCUGAUCAUGCAAUCAAAUAUAUUGAUAGCACUACAAUGAUCGGAGAUCAGGAAAAAUCUUUUGAUGACUUGCCCUGCAAUUUCAUGUUACCCGAGCCAAUAACGAGUCCAUUAAAUGAGGAUAUGUUAUUCAUGCGUGUAUCCUCCUCCACAGACGCGCUGAAUAAAGUCAAAACUGCUUCUGCCCCCAGUUAUUGUCCGAACUCCGAUUCUUCAAUAAUCAGCAUGGCAUCAAGCAGCGGUCAGAAUGGAAUUCAACUCUUAUUAGCUGCUGAGCAAGAAGCUCAACAUAUUGUCAAUGCUGCUAGAACUGCAAAACAAGCUAGACUGAAGCAGGCAAAAGAAGAGGCUGAGAAGGAGAUUGCUGAAUUCCGCGCUCAAAUGGAAGCUGACUUUCAGAGGAAGGUGGCAGAGAGUAGUGGAGACUCGGGUGCUAACGUGAAGCGCCUCGAACGAGAAACCGAUGCAAAGAUCCAACAUCUGAAGACAGAGGCUUCAAGAAUUUCCCAUGACGUUGUCCAAAUGCUUCUGAGGCACGUGACAACUGUAAAGAACUAA
Molecule: messenger RNA, 843 nt
Organism: Fraxinus pennsylvanica
Lineage: Eukaryota; Viridiplantae; Streptophyta; Magnoliopsida; Lamiales; Oleaceae
Source: the annotation of a GenBank genome assembly